Messenger RNA from Truncatella angustata, 1763 nucleotides. Its product is annotated as mannose-1-phosphate guanyltransferase. Gene Ontology annotation, cellular component: cytoplasm. Gene Ontology annotation, biological process: cell wall mannoprotein biosynthetic process; GDP-mannose biosynthetic process. NCBI's taxonomy places the organism in Eukaryota, Fungi, Ascomycota, Sordariomycetes, Amphisphaeriales, Sporocadaceae. The coding region runs from base 202 to 1299 and encodes 365 amino acids. The transcript has 4 exons. The record is from RefSeq and is a predicted model, not a curated record. Gene Ontology annotation, molecular function: GTP binding; mannose-1-phosphate guanylyltransferase (GTP) activity.
GGCUGCUAUUCGCCAAAAAGAACAACACACCAGCUCACCAACUUGCGAUUCUCCUUCCCAUCACAACCUUCCAAGUUCAUCACUGCGCAGACUUCGUUGACUGCGUAUAUUUCUACUUCUGUUUACAUUUCUUGUUCUUACACUCGCUGAACCAACUGUUGUUAUUUUCUGCACAAAGACAGGCUCUACACAACUCCCAAGAUGAAGGCCCUCAUUCUCGUCGGUGGCUUUGGCACUCGCCUUCGCCCUCUCACCCUCACUCUCCCCAAGCCUCUUGUCGAGUUCGCCAACAAGCCCAUGAUCGAGCACCAGAUUGCCGCUCUGGCUGCCGUCGGCGUCACUGAUAUCGUCCUCGCUGUCAACUACCGGCCCGAGGUCAUGGAGAACCGUCUUAAGGAGUUCUCCCAGCAAUACAACGUCAACAUUGUCUUCUCCGUCGAGAGCGAGCCCCUGGGCACUGCCGGCCCCCUCAAGCUUGCUGAGCACAUUCUCGCCAAGGAUGACUCCCCUUUCUUCGUGCUCAACGCCGAUGUCACAUGCGAGUACCCCUUCCAGGCCCUUGCCGACUUCCACAAGGCCCACGGCGACGAGGGUACCAUUGUCGUCACCAAGGUUGAGGAGCCUUCCAAGUACGGUGUCAUUGUCCACAAGCCUAACCACCCCUCGCGAAUCGACCGCUUCGUCGAGAAGCCCGUCGAGUUUGUUGGCAACCGCAUCAACGCUGGCCUCUACAUCCUCAACACCUCCAUCUUGAACCGUAUCGAGAAGAACCGACCCACGUCGAUCGAACAAGAGACCUUCCCCGCUGUUGUCAAGGACGGCCUGUUGCACUCCUUCGACCUAGACGGCUUCUGGAUGGACGUUGGCCAGCCCAAGGACUACCUCACAGGCACUUGUUUGUACCUGUCUUCCUUGGCCAAGAAGUCCCCCAAGCUCCUGACCUCCAACUCGGAGCCCUUCGUCUACGGCGGCAACGUCCUGGUCGACCCCAGUGCCAAGAUUGGCAAGAACUGCCGCAUCGGCCCCAACGUGGUCAUCGGUCCCAACUGCAUCAUCGGCGACGGCGUUCGUCUGCAGAGAUGCACGCUGCUGCCCAACUCAAAGGUCAAGGACCAUGCCUGGGUCAAGAGCACCAUUGUCGGCUGGAACAGCACCGUCGGCAAGUGGGCUCGUCUGGAGAAUGUCACAGUUCUCGGCGACGACGUCACCAUCGGCGACGAGAUCUACGUCAACGGCGGCAGCGUCCUGCCUCACAAGAGCAUCAAGACCAACGUUGAUGUUCCCGCCAUCAUCAUGUAAUUUGGUGCAUGUCAUUUUCGGCCUCUUUUCGUUGUAUAUUCUGGCAAUCUGGUUUCCCCUGUACGACUUCAUAAUCACAAAUUCCCCUAACGCGUUCCGACUGGACGAACAAAAUCUUCUCCCCUCGACUUUCUAUUUUAUUUCCCCGACUAUGAUUGCGGCUGUUCGCAGAAACAAAACAAAAUGGAAGGGUAUGUGCGCGUGGCAGGAGCGAAUAAUGAUUGGCAUUGGUUGGCAUGGCAUGGAAGUCACGGUUGUUGAGCGAGGUGUUGGUGAGGCUGCAUGUGCUUAGACAAAGAAUAAAACUGUCUUCCUCGGUAGUCAUCUAAGGUUAGCAGGUAGUUGACCUUUGGCCCACACGCUGGAUCGGUAGAGUUCCAGUAGGUGGCUCUGGUCCGGGGGCCACCCUUUUGUUCCAAUAGGUGGGCGAGGGUCCCUGAAUAGAAACCAGCUUUUGAGCAAUA